Messenger RNA from Gambusia affinis (western mosquitofish), 3146 nucleotides. RefSeq names its product smoothelin-like protein 2. Gene Ontology annotation, cellular component: filamentous actin; microtubule organizing center. Bases 185 to 2077 code for a protein of 630 amino acids. NCBI's taxonomy places the organism in Eukaryota, Metazoa, Chordata, Actinopteri, Cyprinodontiformes, Poeciliidae. The record is from RefSeq and is a predicted model, not a curated record. Gene Ontology annotation, biological process: actin cytoskeleton organization. Gene Ontology annotation, molecular function: protein binding. The transcript is spliced from 13 exons.
GAGGCAAAGCGGCGGGGAAGGAGCUGCGCCUGCCGGACUCUGGGGAGGCUGACCGCUCAGCUGGACGGGAUGUGCUCCAUGGCGCUGGCCGGCUACGCUUCUCCUUCCUGCAGCAGCAAACGUCUGGAGGCAGCAGGAGCGUCCAGCAGAUAGAGGUUUGGUUUGAAGAGAAGCAGCAGGUCCCAUGGAGGAAGACACGGUGAGCCGGGCGCUGGCCGGGUUCAGGGUCACGCUGGACGCCGCCAUCAGGGAGGUCCACGUGGACGUCAGUGCCUUCAAGCAGCAGGUGGAGCACCGCAUGGACGAGCUGCGGGCGUCCAACCGGCCGCUGAGCGACGCCGUGGCCCGGCUGCAGGAGGAGAACCUGCAGCUGCGGGCCCGGCUGGACGCCCUGACCCGCGCCUUGGGGGAGCUGGCCGGGGCCCCCGGCCCGGAGAACGGCCACGACAAGGCCGGGCCGUCGGACUGGGGCGCACCAGAACCCGGCUGGGGCGGGUCUGGACACGCUGAGGCGCCGGGACUGGGCAGCGACAACCCGGAUCCGGCUCCCUGGAGACAGAAGAGACACGCAGACACAAACGGCAUAAUUGCUAAAGGAAGCAGGAGUAACUGUGAAGAAGCUGCGGCUGACCAGGAGAAAGAGACUGAAGCACUCCUCUCCAUGCAGAGCAGUUACCACGGAGUUACAUCUGAAAGCUGCCAUGAAGCCACGCCCCUUUCUCACCUGGUCUCCGAAACCCUCAGCUCACCUGGUCAGUUCGUGUUUCUUCAUCCUCCUGCUGCAGACCAGGAAGAGUCGGGUCCGUUGACCAAACCGCAUCUUCCUCUCAGUGCUAUGACAAAAACCAACUCGGAUGCUCCAGUGAGCACGCCGUCUCCCACUGCUGUGGCCAAAACCAGCAAGGAAUCCCAGUCCAAACCAGUGGAGCCGACUGGAAUCAGCGACUCUUAUGAGCCGCAGCCCCACCUGCCCGUCACAGCCAUGACCACCAAGCCCGGCCUGGAGGGAUUCCUCGGCGCCAAACCCGUUUACUCUCCAGCUUCAGGGCGGAAAGCCGCAGCAGAUCAUUUACUUAUCGGAGGCGCUCCUGGGGCAAAGGAUCUGAUCGCCCAGAAUCCCCAGGAUCCGUCCGACUCUGAGGCUUCGUCCCAUCUUCCCAUCUCUGCUGCCACCAGAAUCCCGUCAGAAGUUUCCGCAGCGCCAAAGUCUGAUCAGGCCGCUGCGUCUCGCCUCAAUCCUACAGUGCAGGAAGCGCCAGCGGCGCCGAAGCAAACAGAUCAUCCAGUCAGACACGACGUUAACGAACCCAAACACCACCUGCCGCUUUCCGCCAUCACCAAGCCGAACACACAGUCGGCCAUUUCUGCUCCGUCUCAGGCUCUGUCAGCAUCACUGGACCUCACUGUGAAACCAGGGGAAUAUCCCUUUAAACGAGCGCCGGUUCUGAAGACGCCCAGUCCCAGUUUAAAACGGAGCGUGAGUUUUCCUCAGCCUGCAGAAAAACUCCUUCCCUCCAAAACCUUCAUGAAGUCCGGACUCUCACCCAAACUGGACCCCCGGUCGAACAAGUCUGGAGGUAUCGAGUUUAAACCGGAGGUGAUGAAAUCCCAAACCCUUCCGCGCUCCAACGGCGCCCAAGCCAAACGGGCCCUGUUUGAGCGGAUGAACUCUGACCCCAUAAAGCCGAAGGACUCCAAGCCCAAACUGAAGCGCUCCCAGAGCUUCGGCGUGUCGAGCGCCAGCGGGAUAAAGCAGAUCCUUCUGGAGUGGUGUCGCUCCAAAACCAUCGGCUACAAGAACAUAGACAUCCAGAACUUCUCCUCCAGCUGGAGCGACGGCAUGGCUUUCUGCGCUCUGGUCCACUCUUUCUUCCCGUUGGAGUUCGACUACAACGCUCUGAAUCCGGUGAACCGCAGACAGAACCUGCAGACGGCCUUCACUAUAGCGGAGCAGCAGGCGGAUUGUCUGCGGCUGAUCGAGGUGGACGACAUGCUGGACAUGGGGGACAAGCCGGACCCCAUGUGUGUGUUCACCUACGUCCAGUCGCUCUACAACCACCUGAAGAAGUUUGAGUAGCUCUGGCUAGUUUCACGCAGAGUGAGUGUGUUCACCAGCUGACUGAGUGUGUGUGUGUGUGUGUAGCGGGCCCUGCGAUCUGAAGAUGAAUAUCUGAUGGGAGAGAGGAUGUCGCCAUCUGCUGGUGGAGCAAAGGAACGUUGUAGUUGAAAUUAGUUGGUUGACUUAACAAACUCCGGUUUGAAGUGUUUCAAACCAGAAACACUGAGGUGAGGAAAAUCAACCCUAGUCUAGAAUAGGGUUGAGAAUGAAAAAAGAGGAGUUUUUCUGUUUCCCAAUAUAUAAACGUAGUUUCCUUCCUUCCUUUUUCCUUCUAGUCUUCCUUCAUUCUAGCGUUCCAUCUAUUCUUCUUUUCUUCCUGUCAUCUUUCCUUCAUUUCUUUCUUCUACCCUUCCUUCUUUGGUUUCUUCCUCGUACCCUACAUGUCUUCCUUCCUUCCUUCUUUGUAUGCUUCUUUCCACCAAUUCUUCCUUCCUUCCUUCCUUCCCUUUGUCAUCUUUCUUCCUUCUUUGUGUACUUCGCACACUUCCUUCCUCCUUUCUUUUCUUCUUGUCUCUCUUCUUUCUGUUUCCUUUCCCUCCUGUCAUUGUGUCCUCUCCUCCUUCUAUCUCUACUACCUUGUGUCCUUCCUUCCGGUUCCCUGCUGUAGAAAUAUCUGCCAUAGAUUAACACUGAAGUUUUUUUAUUUUAUAUUUUAGAAAGAAGGUUAAGGACUGGGAACUCUGGAAAAGUCUGGAACUUUUACAUGGAAAUGUGUAGCUGCCUGAGUUUUAAUCUAAUUAAAGUUUGUGCACUAUGAAAAGAAAUAAAAUAAACAUAAAACACAUAAAAUCAUAGAUGUUUUAUUUAUUUUAGAUCAUUUGAGGUAUUUUUAGAUUCAUUUACCACUUAAAAACAACAGAAAAGGGAUGUGAUGAAAGGAAAUUUAAGAAAAUGUUUGAAUAAACAACCAACAAAUAAAGUGAGAAGAUGGAGUCGGAGGGAACACUUUAAAACUUAAGAAUCUGUUUAGUAUGGAAGCCCAUUCCUGCCACAGAAGAAAAAAUAAAAGCCAAGCAGCCCUUCAUAA